AUGAAUGUAACCAGCAAUGCAUAUUAUACUUCACAAUAUCUAAAUGAACGACAACAAAAUCAAUAUAGAAUGCCUACUCCACAUGAUUAUCAUUCACAAUUUCAACCAAGAUUACAAAAACCUUAUAAUCCUAAGCAAAAACCAGUUAUGAAUAAUAUACGACCAAAACAACAACCUAUCUCAAUUACAACAUCUCCCAAUUCACCAUCAUCAAGUCAACCUGAAAUUGAAUUUGAAAUUGAUUCAGAUGAUCAAUUAGAGGAAGAAUUAACACCAGCACAAUUAAAUUAUUUAACUCAAAAUCAUAUGCCCACCACCAUAAAAACAAAACCACCACCACCUCCUCAACCAUUAAUUAAAAAAUCAAACAAGAAUAAUAAUUAUUAUUUAAAACAAAAAAAAAAUUAUGAUUUAGCUGAUAAUUCAAUGAAACCAAAAUUAUAUACUCAUAGAACUUUUAGAGAAGUAUUUCAAGAUAAAUUUGAAAAUUUAGAUAAGUAUAAUCCAAUGGAUUCUGUUUUUGAAAAUAGUAAAAAUUUUAAUACACCACCAAAUCAAGAAAAUGGAGAAAUUACACCUACAACUGAAAAAUCAUCAGCUUCUAAAUUUUUUAGAAAUGUUAAAUUUAUAAAAGAUGAUUAUAAUGAUUAUAACUAUUAUGAUCAUCGAAUUAAAAAGAAAGAUCCAGUAAAGGAGAUAUUCGUUGAGAAUGGAUCAGAUGAUGACGAGGAGGAAAACUCAGAGACUGGUGAGAAAGUUAAAAAGAACAGGAAAUUUAAAUCACUACUCAAAAAAAGGAUAAGGCAAGCUAAAAAAGAUUUAGGUAAAGAUUUUGAUCAUCAUGUUGAUAAUCUGAAAAAAAUUCCAAUAGAAGAAAGUACUCCUGAAGAGAUUAAUGAAUCAACUGAAUUAGUUCCUGUUUCAAAAGGUUAUGAUUUAAAAUCUUAUGUAAAUCCAUAUAUGAAUUAUGUAUGGUCAUGGGUAGAUUAUUAUAAACAAGGAAAAUCAGCUCCAACAGAACAAACUACAUCCAAAGUUUUAGUAGAGUCUCCACAACCACUUGUCAAACCAAAAAAGUUCAAAAAAUUUACUCAAAAUUCGAAAACUUUAUUCACCAGCUGGAAUGAACCAGCAAAUAAAAUGUUUAAUCAAAAACAACUCAGGAACCCCCCUACAAUUCGUCAAUCAUCAAAUGAUACACUAACAGAAGAAUAUCCAAAAGAAUUUAUAAUAGAAUAUGAUUCAAGUGAUGAAUCAAGUUUACCAAAUAGUAAUGGUCUGAUAAAUGAAGAAUUAUAUUAUAACCCAGAAACAAAACAAUUAGAAUCACAACCACCAACAUCAUCAUCAUCAAUGAUUUCCCUAAAACAAAAGUCACCAAUCCCAUUAGUUAAUAAUUCAAUUGAAAUUGUUUCUUCAUUAAUUUCCCUUAUAAAAAAAAUUCAAGUUAUAAAAUUAAUUUUUCAACCAAUUGAUAUAAUUGGUGAAUUUUUUCCAAAUUUACAAACUAUUGUUAUUAUUAUAGAAUUAUUAUUAUUUAUUUGGAUAUUAUUUGAAUUAAGUAGAUUAAUUGAUGCUUUAUGUAUGAUGGUGAAGGCAUUUUGUGCUCCCAUGAUUGCUGUUGGAAGAUUUAUGAAUAAAAUAAUGUAA
Molecule: messenger RNA, 1650 nt
Organism: Lodderomyces pseudojiufengensis
Lineage: Eukaryota; Fungi; Ascomycota; Pichiomycetes; Serinales; Debaryomycetaceae
Exons: 1
Coding region: 1-1650 (549 amino acids)
Source: RefSeq, a predicted model, not a curated record